This is a messenger RNA of Debaryomyces hansenii CBS767, 1728 nucleotides long. It is a transcript of the gene ARG2, whose product is annotated as acetyl-CoA:L-glutamate N-acetyltransferase. Gene Ontology annotation, biological process: L-arginine biosynthetic process. Gene Ontology annotation, cellular component: mitochondrial matrix. Bases 1 to 1728 code for a protein of 575 amino acids. The record is from RefSeq and is a predicted model, not a curated record. NCBI's taxonomy places the organism in Eukaryota, Fungi, Ascomycota, Pichiomycetes, Serinales, Debaryomycetaceae. The transcript has a single exon. Gene Ontology annotation, molecular function: arginine binding; L-glutamate N-acetyltransferase activity, acting on acetyl-CoA as donor.
AUGAGUAAAUUGAGGAACCUUAAUCGUCAAUUCAUAUCUAACCUAAAGACCCAUGAAACUGUGACGAAUGCCAAACGUAAUUUAAUUCUUUCUAUUUUAAAAUCAACCACAACUAAAAGAGAAGCGAGAAAUUAUCUUAAUAAAUAUCAAAACCAGUUUGAUUUCAGUGAUAUCACAUUCAAUAAUGGAGUCCCACUGAAUUCAUUGGAAAAGAGAGAUAGUCAGCGUGAACUUUUUAUUAAUAGAUUUUUAAAUAAACAGAACCCUUUUACGAAUAUAUAUGACGAUGAGACGAAAUUACAAAAAAUUCCAUUAAGGUUAGCAUUAUUCAAAAUAAAAUUCCAGUCAAUUCUGUUGGAGAAUUGGAAAGGAAUGGCUGAGACAUUCAAACGCCUAAUACAUUUGGGAAUAUCACCUAUAAUAAUGCUUGAUUACGAUCAUUUGCCUGCUAAUACAUUUAGAAACAAUGAAUUAUACAUGUUAAAUCAAACUAACAAGAUAAUGAAUAUUCUUGGAAAACCGACAGAAGAGAAUGAUUUAAAGACAAUUAUAAUGCGGUCACUUUUCACCAAGAAAACGAUAAACGAUAAAGAUCUUGCCAUUGACAACUUAGAACUGGUUUUAAUACCCUUAUAUCAGGGUGUAAUACCAAUUAUUCAGCCAAUUGUAUAUAACGCAUCCACAUGCAUGCAAGAAUUUAUUGAUUCAAACGAUCUAUUAUUUAGUUUAUGUUCGUCUUUAUUAACGACGAAAAAUGUGCUAUCAAUUGAAAAAGUUGUUAUGAUAGAUCCAAUAGGUGGUAUUCCGUCAAUUGAAAGAAAUCAGACUAGUCAUGUCUUUAUAAACCUAUCGCAAGAGUACUCCGAUAUAGUUUCAGAGUUAUACAUAGGGUUUAUCAAACCUGAAUAUAGAAUUUUCCAUAUGAAUAAUUUAAAGGCUAUGAAUAAGACUUUGACAUUAGUAUCUGAUAAAACAGGUAAUGACGAAACAACAGGUAUCAUAACUACUCCGGAUAUUAUGUCUGUUAAUAAUGAUCAGUUGAACCCAAUAAUUUAUAAUGUCUUAACUGAUAGGUCUAUUAUUUCAUCAUCAUUGCCGACCUCUCACAACAGAACCCCUGAACUUUCUACCUCAAUUUUAAAAAAAGGGGUGGAUGUAAACAUCUUAGAUGCUUUGAACUAUCCUAAAGCAUUUACGUUGAAUAAUUUAGUACAAGAUGGCUCUGUAAAUAAAUCUAAACUAGUGGAUUUAAUUGAUGAUUCAUUUGGAAAGAAAUUAGACACUGAAAAAUACUUUGAUAGAAUAAACGAUUCUUUAGCUACGGUCGUAAUAGUUGGAGAUUAUGAUGGUGCUGCAAUCAUAACCUGGGAGACGUGUUCAAAGACAAAUGAAAAGAUUGCUUAUUUAGAUAAAUUUGCAAUCGCCAGUGUAAAUCAGGGCCUUCCUGGUCUAGCAGACAUCAUUUUUAAGAUUAUUUUACAAUCUCAUCCUAAUGAGUUAAUAUGGAGGUCAAGGAAAAAUAAUCCUGUGAAUAAAUGGUAUUUUGAAAGAUGUUGUGGAACAUUAAGCAAUCCAGGUUCCCAAUGGAAAAUAUUUUAUACGGGUGAUAUUUUCAAUAAGAAAAUAGAUAAGUUAAAGAAGCAAGGAAUACCUGGGGGUGUUAACAUUCACGGUAAAAUGCAUCAAUAUUCUGAUAUUACGGAGAACAUUCCACCUUCGUUUCUUUAG